Messenger RNA from Fimicolochytrium jonesii, 1047 nucleotides. RefSeq lists its product as uncharacterized. The transcript has 7 exons. The coding region runs from base 1 to 1047 and encodes 348 amino acids. Gene Ontology annotation, molecular function: DNA-directed DNA polymerase activity; DNA binding. The record is from RefSeq and is a predicted model, not a curated record. Lineage: Eukaryota; Fungi; Chytridiomycota; Chytridiomycetes; Spizellomycetales; Powellomycetaceae. Gene Ontology annotation, cellular component: nucleus. Gene Ontology annotation, biological process: double-strand break repair via nonhomologous end joining.
AUGUCGCUUUUCGGCGUUUCCAGCUUUCGAGCGGCGCGCGCGCUUCUGGCGAGUGGUUCUGGCCGCUUCGGCAUAGUCCCUGUCAGUCGCGAAUUGACACGCGGCUCGGUUAGGAACAUCAGCAAGAGCGCUCGUCCUCGAAGCAUUGCGUCCGCCCAAGAAGUUCCCGCUGAUGAGAAUGAAGCUCAACCAGCGCCGUCCCCCGUGCUCCCCAGAAAGGGACGAGGUCUCGAUGGUUUCCCUAGCAGGAACACCCGUGGCCGACCUUCACAAGAUUCGAGCAGGGUUCGCUCUGAUAUCAUUCGGAAGCUCUGCAGUAUUCCCGAAAUUGGGCCGGUGUCUGCAGAAAUGCUGUAUGACGAUUACAACGUCCGCACACUUGAAGACCUUCAGAAGCCUAACUUGCCCUUGAAGAAGAAACAGCGACUCCAGAUCAAGUAUCAUGAAGAUUUUGGAAGGCAGAUUCCGAGGAGCGAGGUCGCGGAGUGGGAGCAAGUGCUCAAGACGACGACCGCCGGUCAUCCACACACCAACAUCACCUUGGCCGGCGCCUACCGUCGUGGCCUCCCGUCAUGCCCCGACAUCACAGUCGUUGUGUCCCACGACGACGUAACGUCUUUUGAAGGCGACGACAAAUGGAACCAACUGCAUAAAGCCGCCACCAGCCUGCACGGCCUCACAAAAGACUUGAAAGCGCGCGGUGUAGUGCUCUCAGAGAUUGCUGGGGAGAUCGGGGAUUUGAAGUUUGUGGCCGCCGCAAAAUCUCCAGGAUCGUCAAUCUACCGUCGGGUUACGUUCUUCUUCGCCGAGAAAGAUGCCUACUACUGCACGUUGCUGGCCGCCACCGGUCCGUACCCUUUCAAUCGUGCGAUGCGAAUUUACGCCUCCCAGAUUGGCUAUAGUCUCGGGGAAAAGGUGUUGAGGGAGAAGGGAAAAAGAGGGAAACUGGGCGACAUAGUUCCCGUCGAAAGCGAGGAAGAGAUCUUCAAGACUUUGAAGUUGACUUACGUCAAGCCAGAAGAUCGAACCUCCAAGAGGUUUCCGUAG